Molecule: messenger RNA, 2911 nt
Organism: Sardina pilchardus (European sardine)
Lineage: Eukaryota; Metazoa; Chordata; Actinopteri; Clupeiformes; Clupeidae
Gene: slc25a47b
Product: solute carrier family 25 member 47b
Exons: 6
Coding region: 345-1223 (292 amino acids)
Biological process (GO): transmembrane transport
Cellular component (GO): mitochondrion
Molecular function (GO): transmembrane transporter activity
Source: RefSeq, a predicted model, not a curated record
UGUUUGCAUUGAAGCCUUACUGUUGAGUCAGGAUAACCUUACCUGCGAAGUCAUUCAACCGAUUGAAAUGCACACCAGUGUUAAAUGAUAGAGGUCUGCAUUUCUGUUGUGUCAUAUAUUCAGUAGUCAUUGAGUAAUCCUGCUGUGGUCUGAUGCUCUAGAGGAUUUCCAAUGGUGGAAUGACACAGCUAGCCAUUUAGCAAUUGCUACGCUAGGUCAUAGAUUUUGCUGUUUUGUCAACGCUGUCAAAGAUAACGAUGUAGCGAUAUGAUCAGUAACGUAAUAUCUACGUAGGCUAGCAACAUAUCUAGUAACAUAGAAACCGCAUUGUUCUCAGACGAAGGAUGCAUUUGGCAGAUUUCAUUGCUGGUUCCGUUGGAGGGGCCUUUGGAGUAGCUGUGGGCUAUCCAUUGGAUACAGUGAAGGUCAGAGUGCAGACACAACAAAGAUUCACAGGUGUCUGGCAUUGUAUCCUGUCCACCUGUAAAGAAGAAGGGAUCAGGGGCUUUUACAAAGGCAUGUCUAUGCCUGUUACCACAGUGUCUGUGAGCUCCUCGGUGGUCUUUGGUGUCUACAGAAAUGUUCUACAGUGCCUGUGUCAGCUGCGAUAUGGCAGUCGAGAGGCACCCCCGGGCAAACUCGACAUCUUCCUGUCAGGGCUGUCCGGUGGCGUUGCUCAGGUAUCAGUGAUGGCUCCAGCUGACAUUGUGAAAGUACGACUUCAGUGUCAGACAGAACCAUACAAGGUCACAGACCAACUGUACAAGCCCAAGUACCGUGGGCCCAUUCACUGCCUUUUCACCAUUGUCCGUGAAGAAGGUAUCUUGGGGCUCUACAAAGGAGCUGGAGCUCUGGCUCUACGUGACGGGCCUUCUUUCGCCACCUAUUUCCUCACCUACAACACAAUCUGUGGUUGGUUGACUCCUGAGAAUCAGAGCAAACCAGAGUGGAAGGUAGUGCUGUUUGCCGGCGGAGUGUCAGGGAUGUGUGGUUGGUGCUUUGGGACCCCGAUGGAUGUGAUCAAGGCUCGUCUGCAGAUGGACGGCAUGGGAGAAAGGAGAUACAGAGGCUUUUUCCACUGCAUCACGGUUAGCCUUCGCACCGAGGGACCAGGGGUCCUCUUCAAAGGCCUUGGGCUCAACUGUAUACGUGCCUUCCCUGUCAACAUGUCUGUUUUUGGUAUGUAUGAGCUGGUGGUGCACUUCCUACGCCCAGUCUCUUAAAAUUAGGCUUAGUGUCUGGAAGUAGGUCCACAAGGUAUUUUUACUUCUACUUUUACUAUAGGUAUUUGUAAUUUUACUUUCAAGACUUCCUUCCUGCCUCGAAGAAUGAGCUGUUUGGCAGUGCCAUUCAAUUUUACAAAACAAUGGACCUGGACUACCUCUCACCUUCAUGUGCCUAUAGCAAUAAUAUACUAGUGGAUAGGGAUGCACUAAUAUAUCGGACAGAGCUAGUACCUGCCAAUAUCAGCCAUGUUGACUGAUAUCAGCUAUUGGCAAAUUUAAGGGACAUUUACGUACUUGUUGCAGCAGCUGAUAUUUAUCUGUUGUGUUGCAUAAAUUCUGCAGUAGGCAAAUGGUAUGCUAUGACCUGAAAGACUUGAAAAUGGUUCAGUUCUUGUUUAAAUUAAUAUUUCUCUGCUAAAGGGUAUAAUUAACAACAAAAACUAAGUACACAAACAAAGAAAUCAAUAGUCGGUAUCAAUAUCGGCCCAGAAUUUCAGUCGAUGCAUCCCUAGUAGUGGAUCUUGGUAGUGUAGUGGAAGACUUUGCUGUGACUACCUCAUACAAUUUCACAUUUUUCUUUUUAAUAUUAGUAUUCAUAAGGUUCUCAUUUUAAGUUUGUUUAACAUGAUUUCAUUCACUGUGAUUUGUAAUGCUCUAACACAUAAUUUUAUCAUGUUUUAUUAGUCUGCUUGCUGAUGUUUGAUAUACUAUCUUAUAUCAGUGACCUCAGUUUGCUGACAUCAUUCACACUUGAUUUACCCUCAUCAUUUCAUACUUGAUUAUUAUAUAAUUACAUAUCUCAUUCCUGUUGACGUUACUGUACAUUCAUACUGAACAACAUGAAUAUAUCUUGAACUGUACUUUAAUUUAAUUGCAGAAUUAUUCAGCGAUGCCCAGUAUCGAGACAUAAAUUGUUAUGCUACAGUUGUAUCGCUCACUGUUGUCAAAAAAUAAUACACUUGUAAUCACAAACUGGACAUGAUAUGGUAAUUGGUACAUAACUGACUGAGAAAAGGAGUGCAGAGAUGAGAUAAUAUCAGUUAAGGGAAGAUAAUUGCGGAGAAAAUACUGGCAAUGGUAAUCCUCUCCUGAGCCAUUGCUGUUGUAGUAGUUAUAAAAUACCAUGGAACCAUCAGAUACCGAUUGAAAGAAAUGUACAGAUUGAUUGGUUAAUAUUUCCAAUAGAAUGAUUAUGUUGCAAUGGUUAGAUUUAGAAGAGUGAGGACUCUCAACUUUGCCACCACCCUUUCCUUUGAUGAGCAAUAGAAUAAAAUCUGUCCCAAUCUGUGAAUAAUGUCAAACUGUCUCUCUUUAGUGAACAGCUCACGAACACUUGCAUGUACAGUAUGUGAAACUAUAUGGUUUCAGGAAGGUCUUGUUCAUUCAAUUGUGGUAAAAUCAUGGAUCAUCCUUUCAUUUUACUACAUUACACAGAUUUCUCUUUGGGAUUUAUUUUACUGGUGGAUGAAUUAGUUUUAAGAGGAUGAAGCGAUCUUGUUUGGACUGUUGGACUGAUUUCCCUAAACAAUCCAUCUGCAUUUUUGGUAAUUUUCCUUUUGUGAAGAAAUAUACAAAGGAUUUAUAUGUAAAAGGGAUGAACCAAAUCAAUAUAUAAUUAAACCUAAUGUUACAUAUUUAUAAAACAUAUUUCAAACUUUCAAAUAAAAACUGUUGUAAAGGAUGGA